AGGGCAAGCUGUGUCGUCGGGCAAGCAUCCGUGCGAUUCCAGCUCAUGAAUUCGACUCCAUAUAUUUCUCUGCAAAUUCUCCAUCUCCGAAUCGUCCUUCGCCCUUUCACUCGCGCACUGCCUGCCACACAGACGCUUUCUUCUUCGCUCCGGCGCCGACGCCGACGCCCCUGCCAGCGUAAAGAGACAUAGAGAAAGGGCCACUGCCGACGCCGUUCUCUCAGUUUCAAUGGACCCUUGCCCCUUCGUUCGCGUUCUCGUCGGGAACCUCGCCCUAAAAGUCCCUGCAGCCGCCCGCUCCGCCGGAGGCGCCGGCGUCCACCCCUCCGCUCACCCCUGCUUCGCCACCGUACGCCUGCACAACCACCCCUCCAGCCAGACGUCCUCCGUCCCGCUCGUCCCUGCCGACCACGCCGCCGAUGCCCCCGCGGCCUCGACCGCGCUCGCCGCCGGGUUUCAUCUCUCCAAGGCCGACAUCGACCGGCUCGCCAGGAAGUCACAGUCGCUCUUCUCCUCCGCCUCCGGCUCUGCGACUACGAAACUGAAGGUUAGGAUCUACUCGGGCCGCCGGGGGAGGUCCUGCGGGGUGCGAUCCGGGAGGCUCUUGGGGAAGGUGUCGCUGCCGCUGGAUCUCAAGGCGGCGGCGGAAGGGAAGGCGGUGGUGUUCCACAGCGGCUGGGUCGGGUUAGGGAAGGGGGCGGGCAAGGCGCAGCUCUAUCUGACGGUGACGGCGGAGACGGACCCCAAGUUCGUGUUCGAGUUCGACGGGAAGCCGGAGCAUAGCCCCCAGGUGUUCCAGGUCCAGAAUAACAGGGCAAGGCAGCCCGUCUUCACCUGCAGCUUUAGCCGCCGCCACCACUCCGGCGACUCCAACUGGCGAUCGAAAUCGAUGUCGUUGGAGUCAAGUAGUGCUAGGAACUGGUCGUCGUCCUUCGCGCCGGGUAGGGAGGGGCUGGGAAAGGAGCGCAAGGGCUGGUCCGUCACUGUCCACGACCUCUUCGGCUCGCCCGUGGCACUUGCCUCCAUGGUCACCCCUUUCGUCGCCUCCCCCGGCACUGACCGUGUCAGCCGCUCCAACCCCGGCGCUUGGCUCAUCCUCCGGCCAGGCGUCGUCGGCACCUGGGAACCCUGGGCCCGCCUCGAGGCUUGGCGGGAGCGCGGAGGCCCCUCCGGCGACGGACUCGGCCACCGCUUCGAACUCCUUUCCACCAAUCCCUCCGACCGCGGUGUGUGCCUCGCUGAGUCCACCAUCAGCGCCUCCAGAGGCGGUAAGUUCACUGUCGACCUCACCAGCGCCUGCGGCAGCCCCCUCGCCCGGACCACCUCCUCCCUCCUCCCCUGCGGAGAAUCGACGACGCCCUCAUCAGACUACGUCGGGUUUGUGAUGUCGUCGACGAUCGCGGGCAAGGGGCGAAGCGGCGUCGGCGUCCGCCCGAAGGUGGAGGUCGGAGAGCGGCACGUCCGGUGCACCGACAACGCCGCCGCGUUUGUGGCAGUCGCGGCAGCCGUUGAUCUCAGCAUGGAAGCGUGCCGCCUCUUCUCCAACAAGCUCCAGCGGGGGCUUUCGUUCUCCAACUUAUUGCGCCGGCAAUCCUCCAGUCCAAUCUAGAACUAUAAAAUUACUCAAAAUUGCUGAAUGUACAGAUCCAUAUCGAUCGAUAUUCUAUUAGAUUCGUUCUUUUAGUGAA
Messenger RNA from Zingiber officinale, 1688 nucleotides. RefSeq lists its product as uncharacterized. The transcript has 2 exons. The record is from RefSeq and is a predicted model, not a curated record. Bases 230 to 1609 code for a protein of 459 amino acids. Lineage: Eukaryota; Viridiplantae; Streptophyta; Magnoliopsida; Zingiberales; Zingiberaceae.